Dermatophagoides farinae (American house dust mite) is the source of this 3004-nucleotide messenger RNA. RefSeq names its product peptidyl-glycine alpha-amidating monooxygenase B. Gene Ontology annotation, biological process: peptide metabolic process. Gene Ontology annotation, molecular function: copper ion binding; oxidoreductase activity, acting on paired donors, with incorporation or reduction of molecular oxygen, reduced ascorbate as one donor, and incorporation of one atom of oxygen; protein binding. The record is from RefSeq and is a predicted model, not a curated record. Lineage: Eukaryota; Metazoa; Arthropoda; Arachnida; Sarcoptiformes; Pyroglyphidae. Gene Ontology annotation, cellular component: membrane; extracellular region.
AUUUUAAGAAUUCAAAAAAAAUGAUAACAAUGAAUCAUACAUUCGAAUUAUUUGUAUUGUUUUUCAUUACAUUUUUUCUUUCAUCAACUACAAUGGUUAAAAUGAAAAUUGUACCAAAAAAAUCAUUAUCAUCAAUGGCCGAUUUUUAUACAUUGGAAUUAAAAAUGCCACAAGUAUUACCGAAAAAUGAUGAUGAAUAUUUGUGUACUGCUGUCAAUAUAAGUAGUGAAGAAAUUUAUAUUAAAAAAUUCGAUCCAAAUGCCGAUUCAAAUCGAAUUCAUCAUAUUAUUAUAUUUGGUUGUAAAAAUUUACAUCGUACACAAUUAUAUCCAAAUAAUUGGCAUUGUUCACAUGCACAACUUUGUCCAGGAAUGCGUGUCAUUUAUGCUUGGGGACGUAAUGCACCAUCCUUACAGCUGCCACAAGAUGUUGGUUUUCGUGUUGGUGGCGGUUUAUCGUCCGAUAUAAAUUUUCUUAUACUUCAAGCACAUUAUGCUCAUCCAUUAAAUGAACAUGAUUCUAGUGGUGUUCGUCUAUUAUAUACAAUUCAACCACAACCAUAUGUUGCUGGAAUAUUUUUGCUAGCAUCACUAAACGGGAUAAUACCACCGCAUAAAUCACAAAAUCAUGUAGACAUUAAUUGUCGUCUUAAUCGUGAUCCAAUCACUGUAUUUGCUUAUCGUGUACAUGCUCAUGCUUUAGGCACUGUUGUAUCCGGUUAUCGUUAUUCACAUAAUCGAAAAAAAUGGGAUCUAAUCGCUAAAGGUAAUCCACAAUGGCCACAAGCAUUCUAUCCAAUGGAUAAUGCAAUGGAAAUCGAUAGCCAGGAUAUUAUUGCAGCACGUUGUACUUAUAAUUCUACUACACGAAAUACAUUGACCCUAAUGGGUUCAACUGUUGGUGAUGAAAUGUGUAAUCUAUAUCUAAUGUAUUAUUCAGAAAAUACAAAUCUAAUGAUCAACAAUGGUGAUGAUUCAAUGUCACGAUCAUUUUUCUAUUCAGUAGAUGAAAGAAAAGAAAGACGUUUAGAUAUGGAAUCAUGUGAAGAUGUUGAAUUUGAAUCAGAAUUUUAUCGAAAUCUUCCUGAAGGAAAUGAUCAACCAUUACCACGUAAUAUAACUAUGGAACAAUCUGCAUUAGACCAACAUUCGGCUCAUAAUCAUCCUCAUCAUCAACAGUCAAACAACAUUGAUUCACGUUUUGAUGUGACUGAAGGAAAAAAAAUUGAAUUUUUUCAAGAUCUUAAUUGGCCUUCAAAAAAUUUUCAUUUCGGUCAGAUUACGGCCGUUGAUUUUGAUUCAAUGGGAAAUAUAAUCAUUUUUCAUCGUGGAAAACAUGUAUGGAAUGAAUUAUCAUUCGAUUUGGAAAAUAAUUAUCGUCGUAUACAGAAUGGACCUAUUGCAAAGCCGACAAUCAUAACUAUUAAUACAAAAUCGCAGAAAAUUAUUGAUAGUUGGGGUGAAAAUCUUUUCUUCAUGCCACAUGGUUUAACUGUUGAUCGACAAAAUCAUUCCAUUUGGUUAACCGAUGUAGCUAUGCAUCAAGUAUUUCGAUAUUCAUUAGAUAAAUCUGAUGUUAAAAAUUAUCGAAAAGCUAUACUUGUGCUUGGUGAACGUUUUAAACCGGGCGAUGAUGAUAAACAUUUUUGUAAACCAACAUCAGUAGCCAUUGAUUAUAGUAAUGGUGAAUUCUAUGUUGCCGAUGGAUAUUGUAAUAGUCGUGUGAUUCGUUUCAGUUCAGAUGGUCGUUAUCUUAAUCAUUGGGGACAUAAACCAAUUAUCAAUGAUCUUCCAUUUCGUCCAUCACCAAAUUCAUUGAAUGUUCCGCAUAAAAUCUUAUUGAUUGAUAAUAAUGAUGUUGAUGGUGGGGAGAAACUUGCCUGUAUAGCCGAUCGUGAAAAUGGACGCAUCGAAUGUUUUCUUGCCCCAUAUGGACAAUUUCGUUUUCAAAUACAUUUACCACAAUUUAAUGGACGAUUAUUUUCGAUUGCUUAUUCGAAACAUGAUGAUAUAUUGUAUGCAGUGAAUGGACCUUCAUUAUGGCCACAAAUGACCGAUGUCAAAUCUCGAUCACCUGAUGUUAUGGCAUUUGCAUUCGAUUUUCAUACACAACAACCAUUGGCUACAUUUGCACCAAAAUUAACUGGAACAUUCAAUGAACCACAUGAUAUUGCCGUAUCACCAACUGGUGAUGAAGUGUUUGUCGUCGAAAUUAGGCCAAAUAAUAUUUGGAAAUUUACCAAUUUUCGACCUAUAGAAUCAAUGAAACAACAACAACAUGUCGUUGUCGAUAGUGGUCGAUUGAAAACACUGCAACAACAAGAAACAAGUUCAAUAAAAAACGCAUCAUUAGAUAUGAAUAUGAUGAAUUUGCCGAUCAAAUCAAAAAUAAUUGAAAAAAAUGACCAACAAAAAAAUAUUACAAUUUCAAAUCUAAAUUUUUCAUUCGAAUUAUUACAGAUUCGAACGAAAGAAUUUCGUGAAAAAGUAUGGUCCAAUAAUGUUUUGUAUUUUGUUCUGUUAGCAUUGUUUAUAUUCAUCAUGAUCUUAAAUGUCCAUCAUACAUCAUCAACAUUACGAUUUUGUUCAAUAUUAUUAUCAACAACGGUAAAUUUAUUGAAAAGAAAACUUACUUUUCGUUCUUCAUUGAAAAAUAGUGAACGUAUACGUUUAAGUGAUGUAUUAAAAUCAUCAACAAAAAAACGUAAAUCAUCAUCACGUUCAGAUAAUAAACGAUAUGGUGGUUUUAAUCGUUUACCACAAAAUGAAGAAGAAUCUGAUCUAGUCAUUGUCACUGAUGAUGAUGAUGAUGAUGAUAAUGAUGAUUCGGAUGUUCUUGAAGAUUUUAGUCUUUCACAACAAAAAAACAAAAAUCAUGUUAUUUGAAAAAAAAUGGAAAAGUGCUUUCUUUCUAUCCACCACUUACCACCACUAUAUAAAUAUAUAUUACUCAUCGAUCAUUUCAUUAUUGAUUUUAAUUUUUUUUUUCACUGGCAAUCAUUUAU